Tachysurus vachellii is the source of this 6294-nucleotide messenger RNA. Its product is annotated as putative leucine-rich repeat-containing protein DDB_G0290503. Lineage: Eukaryota; Metazoa; Chordata; Actinopteri; Siluriformes; Bagridae. The record is from RefSeq and is a predicted model, not a curated record.
AUGAAUUCCCAUGAGGACUUCAUAACUCGUCUUAAACAACGACUUGACCUGAAGGAGGUGAAUACAGAGGAUGAGUGUGAUUUCAUUCUGGGUUUCUGCCCGAUUGUGUCACGAGCUGGAACUGACAUUGAAGCAGCAAUGAAAAGUCUACACAAUAUUUCAGGCGUUAGAAGAGAAAAGGAGAAAAACACACAACUAGAGAAUCUGAACAAACUGCUGAAGGAGAAAGAAACACAGCUGAAGAACAACGAUAAAGAGCUGGAAACCAGUACAAAUAAACUGGACACACUGGGACAGGAGCUGCAGGACAAAGAGAGACAACUGGUGAGUGUGAAGGAAGAACUGGAAACCAGUACAAAUAAACUGGACACACUGGGACAGGAGCUGCAGGACAAGCAGAGACAACUGGUGAGUGUGGUGAAAGAAACGGAAACCAGUACAAAUAAACUGGACACACUGGGACAGGAGCUGCAGGACAAGCAGAGACAACUACAGGACAUGAUGAUCGUAGUGGAGCAACAGAAAUCUGAGAUAGCAGAAAAAAACCAAGAGCUUGAAGAGAAAGAGAGUCUUCUAACUGAGAGAGAGACACAGCUAAUGGAAAGAGACAAAGAGCUUCAGGAGAAAGACAGACUUCUGACAGAAAAUACACAAAGACUUCAGAAGAAGGACAAGACACUGGAAGAGAAGGAGAAACAGCUCAAACAGACAAGAGCUGAACUGGACAAAACAAUUAAGGUGUUAGAAGACAGUCAGCGACACGUGGAGGAGAAAAACACACAACUAGAGAAUCUGAACAAACUGCUGAAGGAGAAUGAAACACAGCUGAAGAACAACGAUAAAGAGCUGGAAACCAGUACCAAUAAACUGGACACACUGGGACAGGAGCUGCAGUACAAAAAGACACAACUGGUGAGUGAGGUGAAAGAACUGGAAACCAGUACAAAUAAACUGGACACACUGAGACAGGAGCUGCAGGACAAGCAGAGACAACUGGUGAGUGUGAAGGAAGAACUGGAAACCAGUACAAAUAAACUGGACACACUGGGACAGGAGCUGCAGGACAAAGAGAGACAACUGCUGAGUGUGAAGGAAGAACCAGAAACCAGUACAAAUAAACUGGACACACUGGGACAGGAGCUGCAGGACAAAGACAGACAACUGGUGAGUGUGGUUAAAGAACUGGAAACCAGUACAAAUAAACUGGACACACUGGGACAGGAGCUGCAGGACAAAGACAGACAACUGGUGAGUGUGGCGGAAGAACUGGAAACCAGUACAAAUAAACUGGACACACUGGGACAGGAGCUGCAGGAGAAGCAGAGACAACUACAGGACACCAUGAUCACAGUGGAGCAACAGAAAUCUGAGUUAGCAGAAAAAAACCAACAGCUUGAAGAGAAAGAGAGUCUUCUAACUGAGAGAGAGAAACAGCUAAUGGGAAGAGACAAAGAGCUUCAGGAGAAGGUCAGACUUCUGACAGAAGGUCCUAAGAUCCUGGAACCGAAGGGUACACAAUUAAAACAGGAGAAAAAACAAAAAGAAAAAGAAGGAGAAAAAGAAGGAGAAGAUGCAAACACAGGGAAUGAAAAAUUCCAUAAGACAAAACCUCAUCUGGAAUUAGACAGUAAAUCAGAGGAAAUGGAACACCAACAGGUUGAGGAUAUUAGAUUCCUCCAAGAACUGAGUAAAAGAACAAGAGUCAAUGAAGAGAAAGAUGAAGAACUUAAUAAUACAAAAAUAAAACCAAAGAAAAUGAUAGUGAGUAAUGAGACACAGGAAGGAAAAAAUACUCCACAUGAGAAAAAUCAACAGCUGAACAAAAUAGAAAUUGUUGAGGAAAUUCUGAAAAGAAAUGAGAUGAAUAAAAAAUUAGCUAAAGAAAAUGAAGAGGAUUUAGAGUGUUUAAAGGAGAUGAUAAUCAUAUCGGAGAAACAGAAAACUGAUUUAGAGGAAAAAAACAGAGAUCUUUCAGGGCAACUGGAAGAAAAAGAGAGACAACUGGAGAGUGUGGUGAAAGAACUGGAUAUUAAACUCACAGAAAGAGAUAAACAACUUCAGGAGAAAGUCAGACUUCUGACAGAAAAUACACAAACACUUCAGAAGAAGGACAAGACACUGGAAGAGAAGGAGAAACAGCUCAAACAGACAAGAACUGAACUGGACAAAACAAUUAAGGUGUUAGAAGACAGUCAGCGACACGUGGAGGAGAAAAACACACAACUAGAGAAUCUGAACAAACUGCUGAAGGAGAAAGAAACACAGCUGAAGAACAACGAUAAAGAGCUGGAAACCAGUACAAAUAAACUGGACACACUGGGACAGGAGCUGCAGGACAAACAGAGACAACUGCUGAGUGUGAAGGAAGAACCGGAAACCAGUACAAAUAAACUGGACACACUGGGACAGGAGCUGCAGGACAAAGAGAAACAACUGGUGAGUGUGGAGGAAGAACUGGAAACCAGUACAAAUAAACUGGACACACUGGGAAAGGAGCUGCAGGACAAAGAGAGACAACUGGUGAGUGUGGGGGAAGAACUGGAAACCAGUACAAAUAAACUGGACACACUGGGACAGGAGCUGCAGGACAAAGAGAGACAACUGGUGAGUGUGAAGGAAGAACUGGAAACCAGUACAAAUAAACUGGACACACUGGGACAGGAGCUGCAGGACAAGCAGAGACAACUGGUGAGUGUGAAGGAAGAACUGGAAACCAGUACAAAUAAACUGGACACGCUGGGACAGGAGCUGCAGGACAAGCAGAGACAACUGGUGAGUGUGAAGAAAAAACCGGAAACCAGUACAAAUAAACUGGACACACUGGGACAGGAGCUGCAGGACAAGCAGAGACAACUGGUGAGUGUGAAGGAAGAACCGGAAACCAGUACAAAUAAACUGGAACCACUGGGACAGGAGCUGCAGGACAAAGAGAGACAACUGGUGAGUGUGGAAGAAGAACUGGAAACCAGUACAAAUAAACUGGACACACUGGGACAGGAGCUGCAGGACAAGCAGAGACAACUACAGGACAUGAUGAUCGUGGUGGAGGAACAGAAAUGAGUUAGCAGAAAAAACCAACAGCUUGAAGAGAAAGAGAGUCUUCUAACUGAGAGAGAGACACAGCUAAUGGGAAGAGACAAAGAGCUUCAGGAGAAAGACAGACUUCUGACAGAAAAUACACAAACACUUCAGAAGAAGGACAAGACACUGGAAGAGAAGGAGAAACAGCUCAAACAGACAAGAGCUGAACUGGACAAAACAAUUAAGGUGUUAGAAGACAGUCAGCGACACGUGGAGGAGAAAAACACACAACUAGAGAAUCUGAACAAACUGCUGAAGGAGAAAGAAACACAGCUGAAGAACAACGAUACAGAACUGGAAACCAGUACAAAUAAACUGGACACACUGGGACAGGAGCUGCUGAAGGAGAAAGAAACACAGCUGAAGAACAACGAUAAAGAACUGGAAACCAGUACAAAUAAACUGGACACACUGGGACAGGAGCUGCAGUACAAAAAGACACAACUGGUGAGUGAGGUGAAAGAACUGGAAACCAGUACAAAUAAACUGGACACACUGAGACAGGAGCUGCAGGACAAGCAGAGACAACUGGUGAGUGUGAAGGAAGAACCGGAAACCAGUACAAAUAAACUGGACACACUGGGACAGGAGCUGCAGGACAAAGAGAAACAACUGGUGAGUGUGGAGGAAGAACCGGAAACCAGUACAAAUAAACUGGACACACUGGGACAGGAGCUGCAGGACAAAGAGAGACAACUGGUGAGUGUGAAGGAAGGACCGGAAACCAGUACAAAUAAACUGGACACACUGGGACAGGAGCUGCAGGACAAAGAGAGACAACUGGUGAGUGUGAAGGAAGAACUGGAAACCAGUACAAAUAAACUGGACACACUGGGACAGGAGCUGCAGGACAAGCAGAGACAACUACAGGACAUGAUGAUCGUGGUGGAGCAACAGAAAUCUGAGUUAGCAGAAAAACAACAACAGCUUGAAGAGAAAGAGAGUCUUCUAACUGAGAGAGAGACACAGCUAAUGGAAAGAGACAAAGAGCUUCAGGAGAAAGUCAGACUUCUGACAGAAAAUACACAAACACUUCAGAAGAAGGACAAGACACUGGAAGAGAAGGAGAAACAGCUCAAACAGACAAGCGCUGAACUGGACAAAACAAUGAAGGUGUUAGAAGACAGUCAGAGACACGUGGAGGAGAAAAACACACAACUAGAGAAUCUGAACAAACUGCUGAAGGAGAAAGAAACACAGCUGAAGAACAACAAUAAAGAACUGGAAACCAGUACAAAUAAACUGGACACACUGGGACAGGAGCUGCAGGACAAAAAGACACAACUGGUGAGUGAGGUGAAAGAACUGGAAACCAGUACAAAUAAACUGGACACACUGGGACAGGAGCUGCAGGACAAGCAGAGACAACUGGUGAGUGAGGUGAAAGAACUGGAAACCAGUACAAAUAAACUGGACACACUGGGACAGGAGCUGCAGGACAAAAAGACACAACUGGUGAGUGAGGUGAAAGAACUGGAAACCAGUACAAAUAAACUGGACACACUGGGACAGGAGCUGCAGGACAAGCAGAGACAACUGGUGAGUGAGGUGAAAGAACUGGAAACCAGUACAAAUAAACUGGACACACUGGGACAGGAGCUGCAGGACAAAGAGAGACAACUGGUGAGUGUGAAGGAAGAACUGGAAACCAGUACAAAUAAACUGGACACACUGGGACAGGGGCUGCAGGACAAAGAGAGACAACUGGUGAGUGUGGAGGACGAACCAGAAACCAGUACAAAUAAACUGGACACACUGGGACAGGAGCUGCAGGACAAAGAGAGACAACUGUUGAGUGUGGAGGAAGAACUGGAAACCAGUACAAAUAAACUGGACACACUGGGACAGGAGCUGCAGGACAAGCAGAGACAACUACAGGACAUGAUGAUCGUGGUGGAGCAACAGAAAUCUGAGUUAGCAGAAAAACAACAACAGCUUGAAGAGAAAGAGAGUCUUCUAACUGAGAGAGAGACACAGCUAUUGGGAAGAGACAAAGAGCUUCAGGAGAAAGACAGACUUCUAACAGAAAAUAUACAAACACUUCAGAAGAAGGACAAGACACUGGAAGAGAAGGAGAAACAGCUCAAACAGACAAGAGCUGAACUGGACAAAACAAUUAAGGCGUUAGAAGACAGACAGCGAGACGUGGAGGAGAAAAACACACAACUAGAGAAUCUGAACAAACUGCUGAAGGAGAAAGAAACACAGCUGAAGAACAUGGAUAAAGAGCUGGAAACCAGUACAAAUAAACUGGACACACUGGGACAGGAGCUGCAGGACAAAGAGAAACAACUGGUGAGUGUGGAGGAAGAACUGGAAACCAGUACAAAUAAACUGGACACACUGGGACAGGAGCUGCAGGAAAAGCAGAGACAACUGGUGAGUGUGAAGGAAGAACCGGAAACCAGUACAAAUAAACUGGACACGCUGGGACAGGAGCUGCAGGACAAGCAGAGACAACUGGUGAGUGAGGUGAAAGAACCGGAAACCAGUACAAAUAAACUGGACACACUGGGACAGGAGCUGCAGGACAAGCAGAGACAACUACAGGACAUGAUGAUCGUGGUGGAGCAACAGCAAUCUGAGAUAGCAGAAAAAAAACAAGAGCUUGAAGAGAAAGAGAGUCUUCUAACUGAGAGAGAGACACAGCUAAUGGGAAGAGACAAAGAGCUUCAGGAGAAAGACAGACUUCUAACUGAGAGAGAGACACAGCUAAUUGGAAGAGACAAACAGCUUCAGGAGAAAGACAGACUUCUGACAGAAAAUACACAAACACUUCAGAAGAAGGACAAGACACUGGAAGAGAAGGAGAAACAGCUCAAACAGACAAGAGCUAAACUGGACAAAACAAUUAAGGUGUUAGAAGACAGUCAGCGACACGUGGAGGAGAAAAACACACAAGUAGAGAAUCUGAACAAACUGCUGAAGGAGAAAGAAACACAGCUGAAGAACAACGAUAAAGAGCUGGAAACCAGUACAAAUAAACUGGACACACUGGGACAGGAGCUGCAGGACAAAGAGAGACAACUGGUGAGUGAGGUGAAAGAACUGGAAACCAGUACAAAUAAACUGGACACACUGAGACAGGAGCUGCAGGACAAGCAGAGACAACUGGUGAGUGAGGUGAAAGAACUGGAAACCGGUACAAAUAAACUGGACACACUGGGACAGGAGCUGCAGGACAAAGAGAGACAACUGGUGAGUGUGAAGUAA